Dentiscutata heterogama is the source of this 678-nucleotide messenger RNA. Lineage: Eukaryota; Fungi; Glomeromycota; Glomeromycetes; Diversisporales; Gigasporaceae. The record is from the annotation of a GenBank genome assembly.
AUGUUUCAUAUGGAACAAUCAUUUAAUUUAAAAAAAAUUCUAAUUUAUUCACUUAGAGUUAAUAAUGCUGGUAUUAUGACAACCCCAUUUGAAACAACUCAAGAUGGUAUUCAAGACCAGUUUGGCGUUAAUCAUAUUGGCCAUUUUCUCUUCACAAUCUUACUACUACCUACUAUAAAAGCUUCAGCACCAUCACGUAUUGUCAAUGUUAGCAGUAUCGCUCACAGAAGUACUCCACCAGCGGGAAUAGAAUUUGACAAAUUGAAUGAUCCGAAUGCUCACAGUACUACUCUAAGAUAUGGUCAGUCGAAACUCGCAAAUAUUUUAUUUACCACUGAACUUAAUGAAAGACUUUUGGGAUCAAACGUUUAUUGUAAUAGUCUCCAUCCAGGCGUCAUCAAGACAGAUUUAUGGAAUGGUCUUGUUUCUUCUUAUGGUUCUUGGAUAAAACCAUUCCUCUAUAUAGGAACAUUAUUUAUGAUAUCACCUGAAGAUGGCGCGUUAACACAACUUUAUUGUGCUACAAGUCCUGAAGUCGAAGAAAAAAAUCUUCGAGCAAAAUAUUUUGUCCCAUUUGGUGAAUUAGGAGAACCUACUGCUCAAGCUAAAGAUAAAGAAUUGGCAAAACAAUUAUGGGAAUUUUCAGAAAAACUCGUUAAAGAGAAGUUGGGUGAUAAC